Mycosarcoma maydis (corn smut) is the source of this 216-nucleotide messenger RNA. RefSeq names its product putative DNA-directed RNA polymerase core subunit RPB10. Gene Ontology annotation, molecular function: DNA-directed RNA polymerase activity; DNA binding; zinc ion binding. The transcript is spliced from 2 exons. The coding region runs from base 1 to 216 and encodes 71 amino acids. Lineage: Eukaryota; Fungi; Basidiomycota; Ustilaginomycetes; Ustilaginales. Gene Ontology annotation, biological process: tRNA transcription by RNA polymerase III; transcription by RNA polymerase II; transcription by RNA polymerase I. The record is from RefSeq and is a predicted model, not a curated record. Gene Ontology annotation, cellular component: RNA polymerase III complex; RNA polymerase II, core complex; RNA polymerase I complex.
AUGAUCAUCCCGGUCCGUUGUUUCUCCUGCGGCAAGGUGAUUGGUGACAAAUGGAACGCCUACCUGGCUCUCCUUCUUGACGGUCGCACCGAAGGUGAAGCUUUGACAGAGCUUGACCUCAAGCGAUACUGCUGUCGUCGAAUGGUCCUGACUCACGUAGACCUGAUCGAAAAGCUUCUUCACUACAACAUUCACGAGCGCAGAGUUCAGGCAUGA